GUGAAGCGGAGCAGGUGGAGAACGACGUCAACACGAAUUCGGUCUACGGCUCGAAGGCUGAGAUCGCAGAGGAGGUUUUCAAGUACACUUCCUGCCGCAGAAUAGGGGAACAUGAGACAUCAAGUCAGGCCAAUCCUGAGUGCUCCUAUUUCAUGGUCUUUCAGAACACUGCUCAUGCUGACCACAGCUAUGCCGCAAAGUGCGUGCCUGCCCAAAUGUGCAUGAACAACGUCGUGGGCAUGGGCGUCGUUGAGCGGAUCGCCUUCGUUGACCGGAUGUUGCAGCAGAACCUGGAAGGUUUGGCGUAUAUCGGCAAAGGCCCCCUGGGCAAGUGCCUGGAAGGCAUGACGAGGGUCAACGAAGGCGACCUGACUGGCAUAAUCAAGGAGGAGCGCGCCGUCAAGCUCGGCAGCCUGAAUGUCAUGGCAGACACCAAGAAGCAGAACCAGGCAAGCAUGGUUUUCAUCACCACUUGCAGUUUCGGGUACAGCCCGAAUUCCGGGACAAGUGAUGCAGUUCAGAGCCAGUCGCAGAAGAGAGGGGUGGACCGAAUUCCAAAGCAGCUCAAAAAGCCUGUAGAGCAGUGUGCUCUUCCUGCCCACGUGCAAGCACAGGAGAAAAUCUCAGCCGAUAAGUCCUUCAACAAAUGCGUGAACGAUGCCAGCGUGGGGUACCUCUUCGUUUUCAAGAACGGCUACUGGAGCGGUAGCAAGAGCGACGUGGAUCUGGGGGCCUUCUCAAAGUAUAAGGAGGAGCCGACGAAGAUCCAGGAGCAGAAGAAGGAGGCGGCCGCGAAGGCAAAGGCCGCGGCCGUGUCCCAGCGCCGUCUCUCUGAGCAGGAUGCCGUGCUUGUCUGA
Messenger RNA from Symbiodinium necroappetens, 857 nucleotides. The record is from the annotation of a GenBank genome assembly. NCBI's taxonomy places the organism in Eukaryota, Dinophyceae, Suessiales, Symbiodiniaceae.